Molecule: messenger RNA, 2335 nt
Organism: Gossypium raimondii (Peruvian cotton)
Lineage: Eukaryota; Viridiplantae; Streptophyta; Magnoliopsida; Malvales; Malvaceae
Product: protein indeterminate-domain 5, chloroplastic
Exons: 4
Coding region: 288-2051 (587 amino acids)
Cellular component (GO): nucleus
Molecular function (GO): DNA-binding transcription factor activity
Source: RefSeq, a predicted model, not a curated record
GGAAAAAACAAUUCAGUUUGUUCACAAUUUGGCAUUUAAAAGCACCAAAAUGUCCAUAGGUUAGAUUUUCUUUCUUUUCUCUCUUCUUCUACUUUCUUUUAUUUCAAAAACCCUUCCAUAAUCCACCCCAACCCCCCUUCUUAGCUUGUGCAGAUGAGUUUUCAGUGUGGUGUUGUUGCCGUUAGAUUAAUGGGUUUUUUGAGUAGAUAUUAUUUCUGAGUAUUUGUAGAAAACCAAGUGAAAUUAAGAAUAAAAUUAAGAGGAAGAAGGUGAGGUUUUGGUUAAAGAUGGCGACUGCAUCUUCUUCAUCAGGGCCUUUCUUCGGAAUUAGAGAAGAGAAUCAAAGCCAGACGAAACAACAACAACAACAACAACAUACACCGACUUCAUCAACUGGCCCGGUUGAUCCAUCGCCGCCUCCCAAGAAAAAGAGAAACCAACCUGGAACUCCAAAUCCAGAUGCAGAAGUGGUAGCACUAUCUCCCAAGACAUUAAUGGCUACAAACAGGUUCAUAUGCGAGGUAUGCAACAAAGGGUUCCAAAGGGAGCAAAAUUUACAGCUUCAUAGAAGGGGACACAACUUGCCAUGGAAGCUAAAGCAGAAAACAACAAAAGAAGUGAAGAAGAAGGUGUAUCUAUGCCCGGAGCCCACAUGCGUCCACCAUGACCCGUCGAGGGCACUUGGGGACCUUACGGGCAUCAAAAAGCAUUACUCGAGAAAACAUGGUGAGAAGAAAUGGAAGUGCGAGAAGUGUUCCAAGAGGUACGCCGUGCAAUCUGAUUGGAAAGCUCAUUCUAAGACCUGUGGCACCAGAGAGUACAGAUGUGACUGUGGCACUCUCUUCUCAAGACGUGACAGCUUUAUCACUCACAGAGCAUUCUGUGAUGCACUGGCUCAAGAAACUGCAAGGCACCCUCCUCCUUUAAACUCCAUUGGCACCCAUUUGUACGGAACUAGCAAUUAUAUGGGCUUAGGGUUAUCUCAAGUUGGAACCCAAAUUUCAUCCAUUCAAGACCCGAAUAAUAAUCAAACUGCGGCUGACAUCCUCAAACUUGGUGGUGGUGGGGCUUCAAGGAGUUCCCAAUUUGAUCAUCUUCUUCCUCCAUCAAUGGGUUGUUCUUCAUCAUCAUCGUUUCGACCUCAACAACAGGCCAUGGGUUUCGUCAUGGAAGAAUCUAAUCAGAUUUUCAACCAAGAACAUCAAUCCCAGCAUGGGUUGUUGGGAAACAGCAAACCAUUCCAAGGAUUAAUGCAGUUUCCUCCCGACGACAACAACAACAACAACAACAACAACGCAAGCAACGCUUCUUCGGCUGCCAAUCUCUUCAACCUUAGCUUCCUUUCCAACAGUGGCAACAAUGGCGGUGCUGGCGAUUAUAAUUUAACAUCUUCGGGUUUGCUCAUGUCUGAUAAUUUCAACAAUGAAAACGGCGGCAAUGGUGGGACCAACAACGCCGCCAACCUCUUCUCCAACAACUUAAUGAGUGAUCAAAUGACUUCCAACAUCCCUUCUCUCUUUAGCUCAUCGGUUCAAAACAAUGACAUGGUGCCCCAAAUGUCAGCCACCGCAUUGCUUCAAAAGGCUGCUCAAAUGGGCUCUACUUCAAGCAACAAAAACACCAACGACGAUUCCCUUCUAAGAACCUUUGCAAACUCUUCUUCAACCGGAACCAAAACCUCCAACUUCGGCGCCAUUUUCGGAGAUACGGCUGGCAACAAUCUACAUGAACUAAUGAACUCCAUUGCCAGCGGAAAUUCCCCCAUUUUCGGAAGCGGCUAUGACGCUGUACAUGGUCAAGAAAGCCCUUACACAAAUAGAAGUAGCAUGGGACAAGAACAACCGCCGCAAAGUAUGAAUGUUAGCGGUGGCGGGUCGGAUAGAUUGACUCGGGACUUCCUUGGGGUUGGGCAAAUAGUUAGAAACAUGAGGGGAGGAGCGGCACAACAACGACAAGGAAUUGGGAUAAGCAGGCUGAGUUCAGAGAGAAAUAGUAACAUAACGGCGCCGACAAGCCAGCAAUCUUUCGGAGAACGUGGGAAUUUCCAGUGACGAAAGAAAUCCCAAAAAGAGUAAAAGGAGAAAAGAUAUGAAGAAAGUACAAAGAUAUUGAUGGAUGGCAAGGUGGGUCAAGUAUAAGUCCAUGGAGAAAAGCGGAUCAAAAUCAACAAAAAUGCAGCUAAUGAUAUCAACCUCUCUCUUAUAGAUUUGUACCAAAACCUGCUUCCUUUUUUCUCUUCGACACCAUCUUUUUCAUAGCCCCCUGAAACAAACAUAACUUUCUCUUGUUUCCUUUUUUUUAUUUAUUAUUAUUAUAGUAAGGUUAUCGAUUUCAA